AAGGCGGGCCUGUGCUUCUGGAACCUGGGCGGCUGCGCCGAGGUCGAGGAGGACGAAUACGACCUGUACCACGUGGACGCCGCGGUCGCGGCCAGGUGUGCGAUGCCGUGCUCGCAGGGUGGUGAGGCCUCGGCCGCAGGCGACCCACCAGGGGCCGCGGCGAUGGCCGCGACCGACGCUCUGGAGCCGGGCGGCGCUGGGCCAGGGGUAGACCUGCUCAUCACCGAGGAGGGCUGGGGGCUCAGCUCUGCCAACUGGCUCGUGCGCCGCAGCGCCUGGAGCAUCGGCUUUCUGGAGCGCGCCUUCCGCCUGUGCCACGAGGAGAUGCCCCUCUUCGGGGACCAGGACGCUAUGAUCCACCUGCUCCUCAACGAGGGCGCCCUCGCCAGCGCCGGCGGCGACGCUCUGCACCCGCGCGCCGCUGUCAUCCCGCAGCGGGAGAUCAACGCCUACGACGCGCUGAACGCCUUCUACAUGGAGGCGGACGCCUACGAGGAGGGCGACCUGUUGGUGACCUUCCCCGGCUGCAAGGAGGCCUCCGCCUGCAACCCGCUCUUCCGCCUCGCCGCCGAACGCGCCGAACGGCGAGCGCACGGCGAACCCGAGCCGCCGCCGGAGGAGCAGCAGAGCUGGGCACACACGCGGCUCUUCGGGCCGCCGCAGGCGGCGGCGGAGGUCUACGAGCUGGCCCGGCAGGCGCAACGGGUCGCCUGACGUCUGCGGGCGGCCGCGCCCCUGGGCCGUCGUGGCCCCGCGACGCCGCGCGGGAGCCGCGGGCGCGUGGAAGGGCGAGGAGGAGGAG
Molecule: messenger RNA, 802 nt
Organism: Prorocentrum cordatum
Lineage: Eukaryota; Dinophyceae; Prorocentrales; Prorocentraceae
Source: the annotation of a GenBank genome assembly